AUGAGCUCGUAUACACCCAGCAGUGCUGGACGUAGACGACAAACUACUAGGACUGAUGCAGAAGAAAGGGCUUUAGACAGAAUUUCUAGAGAAGCUGAAGCUCGUUCAAAGGUUAAAAGGGAAACACGCGAACAAGCCAGACAGCAUAGGUACACGUUGUUAGAAAAGAAAGUUGAGGAGGAAGCAGAAGCUUAUCGUCAAGAUGCUGCGUCGACCUCUAAUGGAAUCUCUCACAGCCAUGAAGCGAAUGAAAAGCUAAAGGAUAAGGUGGUUGAGCUUGAAGAUAGGGUCCAACAGGCUAUGUUUCUUUACUCUCAAUUAGAUAAUGAGAAGUCUGCCUUACUUUAUGAGGUUGAUUUGCUCAAAGACGACUUAGAAGAAAAAGAAGUUUUACUUUCCACUUCGCAAAGGGAGGUGCGAGAUUUAACUAGCGAGGUCAAAUCUCUGAAAAGAACCAUAGAAACCAUGACAUUAACCCAAAGUAAUCUGAAGAUAGAAAUAGCUCAAAGAGACCAUUUGAUACAGGAGAAUGGAUUAGUUCUAGUGGAACAGGAAAAUGAGGAACCAUCUAAUCAGUCUGGAGACAGUAAUGGAUCCUCCAAUAAUGUUAAGCAUGGCCCUAUUUUGUUUUCUCAGGAAACGCUUAAGCUUGUUGAACGGGUUGUACCUGGGUCCUCUAGUCUUGACGAAAAAAUAAGAAAACUAGUUGAUAUUAAUAAGAAAAUGAGAAAAGAUGUUGAAGAGAUGGAGCAAUCUAUAUACAGUUCGAAGAUGUCCAGAGCGAAUCAGCAUAACUCUGCCAUUGCCAAUGGUGGACAGGAUGAAGCAAGCAGUAGUGCAUCCAUAUCCAAUUUACAAGAACAACUCAAGGAUAGCGCUAAACAAGUAGCUGACUUGAAAUUCAAAUUACAAGAAGCUGAACGGGAGAAUACCAAUCUUCAAGGAGUUGUGAUUCGAACUGAAGGUCAAAUGAAGCGCUAUAAGCAGAAUUGCGAAACAGCGGAAAAAGAGCUAACGGAGGCCAAAAGUGAAACUCGACAGCUUAAGAAAGAGAUACGUGACAAAGAAAAUGCUCUGGAUGAAGCGAAGGAAACAAACAAACAUCUGCAAAGCAGAUUAGAAAAGUAUCGAACACAACGUGCGAGACCAUUGUAG
Molecule: messenger RNA, 1155 nt
Organism: Auanema sp. JU1783
Lineage: Eukaryota; Metazoa; Nematoda; Chromadorea; Rhabditida; Rhabditidae
Source: the annotation of a GenBank genome assembly